This is a messenger RNA of Gongylonema pulchrum, 585 nucleotides long. The record is from the annotation of a GenBank genome assembly. NCBI's taxonomy places the organism in Eukaryota, Metazoa, Nematoda, Chromadorea, Rhabditida, Gongylonematidae.
AUGGUGCAACGGAGGUAUAAAGUGCCACCAUCGUUCAGCUGCUCACAUACAACGCCCGGUUCGAGUCCCCUACCGCUGAUUCAUUUCGAUGCAUUCAUUAGUUAUUCGAAGAAGGAUGAAAAACUUAUCAUCGAGACACUCUGCAGGCAACUCGAGUCGGAGGAGUACGUCCUGUGUCUGCUGCACAGAGAUGGCCCGAACUAUAACUCCCGAGUGCACGCUGUGUCCGACGAGCUUAUCAAUCAAAUGGAAUGCGCACAAUCACUUAUACUUGUCCUGACACAGUACUUCCUGGGUAAUGAAUGGAGGACACUACAGAUAAAAACAUCACAUCAAAUAUUUGCCAAAAAUCGUCAUAAAAAGCUCAUUGCGCUGCUGGGCGAUGGAAUUGAGCCGAAUCAACUGGAUGCUGAGUUAGGACAAAUUCUACGUAAGAAUACUUGUAUUCGAAUGAAUGAUCCAUUGUUCUGGAAUCUACUACACUCAGCAUUGCCCGUCCGGAUAGCUGCAUCAACGUGCAGCGGCGGCUCAUCACAGAUCUAUUCCGAUUGUUACGGUAGUAUUGUACCUAGUGAUAUUGUCUGA